Histoplasma mississippiense is the source of this 690-nucleotide messenger RNA. RefSeq lists its product with no specific name. The transcript has 2 exons. The record is from RefSeq and is a predicted model, not a curated record. Bases 1 to 690 code for a protein of 229 amino acids. NCBI's taxonomy places the organism in Eukaryota, Fungi, Ascomycota, Eurotiomycetes, Onygenales, Ajellomycetaceae.
AUGGCUCUCAAACGCAAGGCGUCCUUCACCACCAUCACGUCCCCAAGGCCCCACAGCUCCUCAAUCUACCUCAAUCACGACCAGACCUCCCCAACCCCAAUGCCCUUCCUAGGAACCGCGACAAUCACCGUCGACGAGCCCCCACGACACCUCCACAGCCGCACCCGCAAACGUUUCCGGAACGACCGUCCGGACGAGCAGACCAUAUACGAUAAAACCCUCCAAUGGCUCUUUUCCGCCCAGCGGCAGCCGCAGAGUACCGCAGAACCCACCCUGGGAACGUCUACAGCGGAAGCCCUCAAACAACAGCAACAGCCACCGCCACUAGAUCCGAACCAACACACGCUGCAGAGGUUCUUCCAGCCAGUCCGCACGUCGCGGAAUGAUACCCAGAGCAAUAUCCAUAGCCAUGGAUUCAAGAACGGCAUGUCUCCCGCUACCUCCCAUAUGCCAAAUAACGGCUUGUCGAUACCCAGCCACACGCCGGCCGAGGGUCCGGGUGGGAAUAUGAGUAUGGACAUGGACAUGGACAUGGGUAUGGAUACGGAUUUGGGUGCCUGUGCUGGUGUCCGGGGCUUCGUGCCAGUGCAUAUGUCGAUGGACCGGGAGCCGGGGCAGGUACAUGUACAGCGGCAGCAGCACGAACACGAACAGGAGCGGAGGUGGGUUGGUGGGAUUGGGUGGAUGUAG